AUGUCCCCAAAGAGGUGGGUUAAGCUCUUUUGGUUAUUGUUCGUCGUCGGUUGCUGCGUUAUGUCUGCUAACGCGGCCAGGGGAGGAGGAAGAGGGAAGACUGGAAGAGGUAGCAGACGAAUGUAUGGAUCCAGAAUGCCAAUAACAAUCAGGCACCAGAAUUCAGCAUCGAAGAGCUACUACGAGAAUAAAGAUGGUGCUAAAAUAGUAAAAGCUAGCCAUUUUGAACUGGAAUAUAUGCUCGGAAGAAAAAUCACGUUCUUCUGUAUGGCUAAAGGUUAUCCAAGGCCAGAGAUAACAUGGUUCAAGGAUGGGAUCGAAUUACUAUACCACAAGUUCUUCCAGGUCCAUGAAUGGCCAAUGGGAAAUGACACAAUGAAAAGCAAAAUGGAGAUUGACCCAACCACGCAAAAGGAUGCUGGAUACUACGAAUGCCAGGCGAACAACAAAUACGCCAUCGACUGGAGAGGAUUCAGGACUGAUUACGUCAUGGUGACAUAUUGAUCACUACUUGUAUGUUAUGCAUUACACAUUAAAAGCAAUGUUACGUU
Acanthoscelides obtectus is the source of this 551-nucleotide messenger RNA. Lineage: Eukaryota; Metazoa; Arthropoda; Insecta; Coleoptera; Chrysomelidae. The record is from the annotation of a GenBank genome assembly.